AUGCACCUCGUCCGGGUCGUGCUCGCCGUCAUGGCCCUCGCCGUGCCAACGUGGACGACACCACCGCCGGCUGCAUUCGGCCACAACGGCACCGACUUCCUCCUCCGCGGCAAGCCCUUUGUCAUUAUCGGCGGACAAAUGGAUCCGCACAGAGUACCAUUCGACUACUGGCGGCGAAGAAUCAUCCUCGCCAAGGCACUGGGCAUCAACACCAUCUUCAGCUCCAUCUUUUGGAACGAGAUGGAGCCGGAGAAGGGCAAAUGGGCCAGCAAGCAGCCCGCCAACAACCUCACCCACUUCUUAGAUAUUGCCAAGGAACAAGGCCUGUAUGUGGUCCUCCAGCCGGGACCAUACGUCGGCGGUGCGCGGGAAUGGGGUGGCCUGCCAUACUGGCUCUCGCGGAUUCCCGGCCUCAAAGUACGAAGCUACAACGAGCCAUUCCUCAACGCCACCAAGAGCUACUUCACCCGGCUGGCCAAGGACCUGGCCCCUUGGCAAAUCACAAAGGGAGGCAACGUCAUCAUGGUCCAAAUCGAGAACGAGUACGGCUCCUACGGCGCCGACGUGCGGUAUAAGGAAGCCCUGCGCAACAUGGCCGCCUCCCUCUUCGACGUGCCCCUGUACACCGCCGACGGCAGAGACAAGCUCUUGCUCGAAGACGGCCAGACCUCGCGUGUGCUCUCCGUCGUAAAAGGCGGGCCCCAAGGGUUCCCUCUGCGAGACGAAGCCGUCACCGACAAGUCGUCGCUGGGCCCCCAUCUCGACGGCGAAGCACACAUCUCGAAACCACUCCAAUGGGGCCCCGAGGCAAAACACUACGCCAUGGACACCGACCAGCCCAGUUUCGUCGAGAGCUACAUCCGCAACCUGGGCAUGACCCUGUCGGCCAACAACUCGAUCAACAUGUACAUGUUCCACGGCGGCACAAACUUCGGCCUCAGCGCCGGCUCCCUAUACACGGGGAACAGGACGACCCCCUGGGCAAACAGCUACCACGGCGAGUCCCUGCUCGACGAGGCAGGCCGCACCACGCCUCUCUACCACAUCAUCCGCGCCGAGAUCCUCAAAUACCUCCCGGACGCGAGCGCCAUCCCCCCGCCCCCGAAUAACCUGCCGCUCUUGCAAAUCAACGAGUUCAAGCUGGAGCCCUACGCAUCCAUCCUCCACACCGUCACCUACACCAAAACCCGCAAGAUGCCAGUGUACAUGGAGACGCUCAAGCAGGGACAAGGCCUCAUCCUAUACGAGCACAAGGUGCUCGCCGCCGCAAACGGCACGCUCGAGGCCGGCGACCGCCCCCGCGACAGAAUCAUCGUCUACGUCAACGGCCUGCGCAAGGGCAUCAUCGACAGCUUCCACGCGUGCCCUGCCACCGUGAAGCUCUCCCUGCAGGCAGGCGACAUCCUGCAGCUGCUGGUCGAAAACGCCGGGCGCACCAGCCACUGGCGCAAAGGAUCCCGCGAGCCCAACCUCAUGGACGAUCCGUUCAAGGGCAUCAACGGGUCCGUGACGGUGGGCUCGUCCGUCCUCCGCGGCUGGAAGAUCCGACAGAUCCCGUGCAAGGAGCCGCCCAUCCUCAAGAAGCCCAUCGGGGGGUCGAUCCAAAAGGGAAUUCUGCCCGUGUACUACAAGGGCAGAUUCAAGCUUCCGCAUCUGGGACCCGGCGAGUUCUACGCCGGAAUGGACACGUACUUGACCAUUGAGGGGGGCACCAGGGGUAUCGUCUGGGUCAACGGCUUCAAUUUGGGUCGGUACUGGGUCUCCGGGCCGCAGCAGUCGUUGUAUGUGCCGGGUGCUCUGUUGAAUCCGGGCCACUCCAACAAGAUUCAUGUUUUGGAGCUCACACCUUGGAAUAUGACUUUGACCGCAAGAGGGGAGACCACGAAGACGUGGGAGAACCGUCCCGACCCGGAGGCGCCACAAUCAUGA
This is a messenger RNA of Metarhizium brunneum ARSEF 3297, 1929 nucleotides long. Its product is annotated as Beta-galactosidase-1-like protein 2. The record is from RefSeq and is a predicted model, not a curated record. Gene Ontology annotation, molecular function: beta-galactosidase activity. Gene Ontology annotation, cellular component: vacuole. Gene Ontology annotation, biological process: carbohydrate metabolic process. NCBI's taxonomy places the organism in Eukaryota, Fungi, Ascomycota, Sordariomycetes, Hypocreales, Clavicipitaceae.